Molecule: messenger RNA, 913 nt
Organism: Metopolophium dirhodum (rose-grain aphid)
Lineage: Eukaryota; Metazoa; Arthropoda; Insecta; Hemiptera; Aphididae
Gene: mRpS26
Product: small ribosomal subunit protein mS26
Exons: 3
Coding region: 108-776 (222 amino acids)
Cellular component (GO): mitochondrial small ribosomal subunit
Source: RefSeq, a predicted model, not a curated record
AUCUAUGAUAAUCAUAAUUUCGUCCCAUCGUGUUUGGCUGUUACCGGCGCCGUGUCGUUUCGGUGCUCUGUUUUAAUUUUUUUCCACAAUUCUCUGGUCGCUCCACCAUGCAAAAUUUGUGCAAAGUUGAAUUGCUGUACGGCAAACUGCUGUGCAAGACUAAGGCCAUAAACCAGCAACCGGUUAGGUACACUAGAAAACCCAGAUGGUUGCCGAAAGCGCCGACCAAAAUGUUCCGCGUGCCCGUUCGACCACAGAUUUCCACCGAAGAGAAUAAUGAACUGUUCCGACUGUACACCAACUACAGGACUACCAUGAAAUCCAUACAGAAACAACUGGAAUUUGAACUGGAGACAUCGUAUACGGGUCAAGAGGUGUUGCAAGAAAUCGCCAAUAAAGAAGAAAUGUUAUGGGCGAAAUGCAUGGAUGUCAACGACAAUUGGAAUGCCGAAGUGGCCUUAGAACGGGAACAGAGGUUGGCAAAUGAACGUGAAGCCCGGCGUGAAGAAAUUUUAGCUCAACUCAUAGAAAAAGAAGAAGAUAAAAAGAAAAAACUGGCAGCGGUUGAGGAAAUCAUCCGAUUAGAAAAGGAAAAAUCAAAAACUUAUAUAACCGUUGAAAACAUAGAUGAAGCUAUUGAAAAGGCCCUGGAUAAUGUGGUUGAUCAUAAAUAUGCUUUAGAUUUAGCUGGUAAUAUCCUCAAAGGUAAUGAUCCAAACGAACCAACUACAGGAACAAUGAGCUCUCAUACACUGCGAGUCCAGUCAAUCAACUAAUUUGUGUUAAUUUUUUAUUUUACGUAAACAUGUACAAAUAUAAUAUAUAUAUUUUUUUUCUAAUGAGAACAUGUAAUUUAGUUGUCUAGUUGUUGUGAAUAUUGUUCUAAUAAGUAAAUUGAACAAUAAGAAUGUCA